Molecule: messenger RNA, 1254 nt
Organism: Colletotrichum phormii
Lineage: Eukaryota; Fungi; Ascomycota; Sordariomycetes; Glomerellales; Glomerellaceae
Product: family 18 glycosyl hydrolase
Exons: 4
Coding region: 1-1254 (417 amino acids)
Biological process (GO): chitin catabolic process; carbohydrate metabolic process
Cellular component (GO): extracellular region
Molecular function (GO): chitinase activity; chitin binding
Source: RefSeq, a predicted model, not a curated record
AUGGGUGCCAUACUCUCAACAGCUGUGCGCCCCUCGACGGCGGCGCCGACGAACAUCACGGAGCGAGGUCUCCAGGGCUACACAAAUGCAGUCUACUUCACUAACUGGGCUAUUUACGGUCGCAAUUACCAGCCCCAGAAUCUUCCGGCAUCGCAGAUCACCAAUGUUCUCUACGCCUUCAUGAAUCUUCGCGCGACGGGUGAAGUCUACGCCGCCGAUACCUAUGCCGAUUUGGAGAAGCACUAUCCCACCGAUUCAUGGAACGAUGUCGGCACUAACGCCUAUGGCUGUGUCAAGCAGCUCUACCUGUUGAAGAAGGCCAACCGCCGCAUGAAAGUCAUGCUCAGCAUCGGAGGCUGGACAUGGUCAACCAACUUCCCCGCUGCCGCCAGCACGCCUGAGGGCCGAACCCUCUUUGCUCAGUCCUCGAUCAAGCUCAUGAAAGACUGGGGUUUUGACGGCAUCGACAUCGACUGGGAGUACCCAGCCGACGCCACUGAAGCAGCCAACAUGGUUCUCCUGCUCCAGGCAGUCAGAAGCGAGCUGGACUCCUACGCCGCCCAGUACACUCCCGGCUAUCACUACCUAUUGACCAUCGCCUCACCCGCCGGCCCCAGUCACUACAACGUCUUGAACCUUAAAGCAAUUUCGGAUGUCAUUGACGCCUUCAACUUGAUGGCUUACGACUAUGCCGGCUCUUGGGAUGCCAAUAGCGGCCAUCAAGCGAACUUGUACCCGAACCCCAGCAACCCUUCUUCGACUCCCUUCUCGACCGAUGCCGCAGUCAACGAUUACCUCGCAGCGGGCGUUCCAGCAGCAAAGAUCGUUCUCGGCAUGCCAAUCUACGGACGCUCGUUCGAACAGACCAACGGCAUCGGCCAGCCGUUCUCCGGCAUCGGUAGCGGAUCCUGGGAAAAUGGGGUAUGGGACUAUAGGGCUCUUCCUCGAGCGGGCGCGACUGAGCUUUACGACGCCACGGCUGUUGCUUUCUACAGCUACGACUCAGCCGCCAAGGAGCUGAUCUCUUACGAUACCCCCGCUGUUGUGCGGACCAAGGUCUCCUACUUGACUGGCAAGGGUCUCGGUGGCUCCAUGUUCUGGGAGGCGAGCGGUGACAGGAUUGACAGUGGGAGUCUUCUGGCCACCAGCUUUAAUGCGCUCGGUGGCACUGGCACCCAGGACCAGAGUCUUAACCAGUUGAGCUACCCUAACAGUCAGUACGACAACAUCCGCGCGGGUGUACCGGGCGGUUGA